Cryptomeria japonica (Japanese cedar) is the source of this 2190-nucleotide messenger RNA. RefSeq names its product disease resistance protein RUN1-like. Gene Ontology annotation, molecular function: ADP binding. The transcript has a single exon. The record is from RefSeq and is a predicted model, not a curated record. NCBI's taxonomy places the organism in Eukaryota, Viridiplantae, Streptophyta, Pinopsida, Cupressales, Cupressaceae. Bases 1 to 2190 code for a protein of 729 amino acids. Gene Ontology annotation, biological process: defense response.
AUGGUAGUGAAUGACCUGAUCAAGACAUUCGACAGAGUGCAGUUUGAAGUUGCCAAGCAUCCAGUGGGAAUGGACAACGUCAAGAAUGCUCUCAUUCAGAAAUUAAACCUCAACUCAGUGACAGAGGUGAUUAAAGUUGGAAUCUGGGGUAUCGGUGGUAUUGGCAAGACCACUGUUGCCAAGGCCGUGUACAAUCAGAUUUAUACUGAUUUUGAUGCUGCUUCAUUUUUAUUUAAUGUGGGCACUGCUGCUACAGAGUCCAGGGGCCUUACAAAUUUGCAGAAAAAAAUUCUCAAAGAUUUAUCCAAAUAUGGUGGAGAGGUGGACAGUAUUGAUGAAGGCAUAUAUCUGUUGGGAUAUCAUUUGAGAGGAAAAUCUGUGCUGCUCAUUUUAGAUGAUGUGGAUGCUGUUGUACAAUUGAAUGCUUUGUUUGGGGGUUGGCUGGGCUGUGGCAGCAGAAUUAUUAUAACUUCUAGAGACAAACACAUUCUCAAUGUUGCCCAGAUCUCAUCCGAAUGCAUCCACAAGAUGAGUGGAUUAGAGAUAAAUGAAAGCAUCCAGUUAUUUAAUUGGUAUGCAUCUCCAAGUCCUGAGUACGAAGAACUAUCUAAAAGAAUAGUAGAAGCUUGUAAGGGACAUCCUCUUUCAUUGGAAGUGGUUGGAUCCUUCUUGUCUGAUAAACAGAAUGAUAAGAAUUGCUGGACAGAAGCCCUUCACAACAUUUCCCUCAACCCAGAAAUUCAUGAAAGACUCUACAGCAGUUAUAGUGCUCUCAGUGAUGAAGAAAAAGAAAUAUUCCUAGACAUCGCUUGCUUCUUCAUUGGAGAAGAAAAAACAUUGCCAAUUGUUUUCUGGAAAUCGUUGUACCAGAUGGUAGACACUGCUGUAUCUAAUCUUUCAAUGAAAUUACUAAUAAAUAUUGACGACAAAGGCUUAUUUGAUAUGCAUGACCAUGUCCGAGAUAUGGGGAGAAGUAUUGCAGAAAAAGAAAAAAAAGGUACCCGAAUAUGGGAGGACGCCUGCUUAAGUACUAUAUCCAACAGCACCAAUUUCUCUCGCCUUCGACUCAAUGGGGGUAAUCUGCAAAGGCUGGAAAUGCUGUACAGACCUUCUCUUUCGUAUCUUCACUUGGAGAAUGUGCAUGUUGAAUGCAUGACAAGGGAAACGCUAGCCAGGCUUCCUCCCAGUUUGAGAUGGUUAAGGUUGGAAAAGUGUCACUUUGCAUUUGGAAUGAAUAGUAAUUACUCCGGAUUUGUGAAUAACAUAUGGUUAAGCUUGGGAAAGUGCCAAUUUGCUUUUGGGAUGGAUACAGCAAGAAAGAAGCCACGCUACUCUAGAUUUGUGGAUAACAUGCAGUUGAAGACUAUGCAAAUACACGCCUGCGAAGGCAUUGACAGCGUUUCAAUCUCCUCCUUAUUUUCACUUGCUAAUAUACAACUCCAGCACUUGGAGUUGGAUUUGGAAAGUUAUUCGGGUCCAAAUAACCUGCCUGAUACCAUUGGUAUCCUGUCACAGUUGCAGCACUUGGGCUUGAGAGGGUAUGCGAGGUUAAAUAACCUUCCUGAUGUCAUUGGCAAUCUAUCAGAAUUGAAGUACUUGGACUUGGGACUGUGUGGCCAAAUAAAAAACCUUCCUGAUACCAUUGGCAACCUGUCAGGGUUGCAGCACUUGAACAUGGAAUGGUGUGAUGGAUUAAAUAACCUUCCUGAUACUAUUGGCAAUUUGGUACAGUUGCAAUACUUAAAAUUGGAAAGGUGUGAAAACUUAGAUAACCUCCCUGACAGCAUUGGCAAACUAUCCCAGCUGCAGCACUUGAACUUGGAAGGGUGUAUGAGCCUAAAUAAUCUCCCCAAUACAAUUGGCAAUCUGUCACAGCUGCAACACUUGAACUUAAAAGGAUGUAAAAGUUUAUUUAACCUUCCUCAUACCAUUGACAACCUGUCAAAGCUGCAGUACUUGAACUUAAAAGGGUGUUUGCAUCUAAAUAAACUUCCUAAUAAUAUUGGAAAUCUGUCACAGUUACAGUAUUUGAACAUAAAAAGAUGUGAAAGCUUAAAUAAGCUUCCUAAUUCCAUUACCAAUCUGUCACAGCUCCAGUACUUCAAUUUGAAAGGGUGUGUACGCUUAGAUAACCUUCAUGAUAUUGGCAACUUGUCACAGCUGACUCAGCUGCAAGACAUUGGUUAUUGA